Messenger RNA from Contarinia nasturtii (swede midge), 1072 nucleotides. RefSeq names its product phytanoyl-CoA dioxygenase domain-containing protein 1 homolog. The record is from RefSeq and is a predicted model, not a curated record. Bases 144 to 992 code for a protein of 282 amino acids. NCBI's taxonomy places the organism in Eukaryota, Metazoa, Arthropoda, Insecta, Diptera, Cecidomyiidae. The transcript is spliced from 5 exons.
UGUUCGAGCUAAAACUACUUUUUCAGUACUUCCAUAGUAUGAACAUUUGAAAUUGUCUUCCAGGCAAAAAAGUCAAUUCGCUUCAUUAGAAGAGUUUAAGUGUUGAUAAAUUUCGAAAAACCGAAGGCGGUGAAAAGUGAAAGAUGUCAGAGUGGCCGCUUGAUCAGUACGAUACAAAUGGUUUUGCUGUUAUCGAAGAUUUUUUUACCGAAGAAGAAACGAAUGAACUGCGCGAAUCUGGUUUGGAAUUAUGUAAAAAUGCACCCGAAAAUCAUCGUCAAACAUUUAGCACCAAAGACGCGGCUUCUCAUUUAAAAGACGACUAUUUUCUUAGUUCGGCUAAUAAAAUUCAUUAUUUCUAUGAAGAUGGUGCACUGGAUGGUGAUGGAAAUUUGCUAGUGGAUAAAAGAGUCGCAAUUAACAAGAUUGGUCACGCACUUCAUGUACUUCAUUCAACAUUUAAAAAGUAUACAUUUGACGAACGUGUUAAAAAUGUAGCGAAAAAACUUGGCUUCAAAAAACCCAGCAUACCGCAGAGCAUGUUCAUUUAUAAAAAUCCAAAGAUUGGCGGUGAAGUGAAACCACACCAAGACGCAACAUUUCUUCACACCGUUCCAAUUUCGAUAACUGGCUUUUGGAUACCCACUGAAGACGCAACACUUGAAAAUGGUUGUUUGUGGUUCAUCAAAGGUUCACAUAAACACGGACUGGAUAGACGUGUGGUUCGCAAUACAAAUCCAAAUUCGAAUGAAUUAUUAGUAUUUGACAAUCCACCACCAAAGUAUUCGCAAGAUUUAUUUACUCCGACUCCUGUGAAAAAAGGAUCACUAGUCAUCAUUCACGGAUUGGUUGUACAUCAAAGCGAAUCGAAUCGCUCGAAUAAAAGCCGUCUUGCAUACACAUUCCAUGUUAUGGAAACGGAAAAUGUAAAAUAUUCGCCAGACAAUUGGCUACAACUGCCAGAAGGCGAAGACUUCCCAAAACUCUUUUAAAUAAAUUCAAAUGCAUACAUAUAUUUUUCACUUUCUAAAUAAAUUGCUUGAAAUGAUCAAUUAAUCAAGGUUUGCAAUAA